Messenger RNA from Pediculus humanus corporis (human body louse), 780 nucleotides. RefSeq names its product adenylosuccinate synthetase, putative. Gene Ontology annotation, cellular component: cytoplasm. Bases 1 to 780 code for a protein of 259 amino acids. Lineage: Eukaryota; Metazoa; Arthropoda; Insecta; Psocodea; Pediculidae. Gene Ontology annotation, molecular function: adenylosuccinate synthase activity; nucleotide binding. The record is from RefSeq and is a predicted model, not a curated record. The transcript is spliced from 6 exons. Gene Ontology annotation, biological process: IMP metabolic process; 'de novo' AMP biosynthetic process.
AUGCAAGAACUUGAAAAAGGGAAAGCAUCCCUUGGAACGACUAAAAAGGGCAUCGGGCCAACGUAUUCUUCUAAAGCAACCAGGAAUGGACUUCGGGUAGCCGAUUUGCUCGGGAAUUUUGCGUUAUUUUCCGAAAAGUUUCGUGGCCUUGUUCAAAUGUACCAAAGAAUGUUUCCGGAAUUGGAAGUGAACGUGGAAGAAGAAUUACUUAGGUAUAAAAAUUUUGCCCAAGGUAUUCGACCCUACGUCACGGAAACAGUUAGUUAUUUACAUAAUGCUUUAAAAUCUGGGAAAAGAGUUUUAGUCGAGGGAGCCAAUGCAGCCAUGUUAGACAUCGAUUUUGAUUUAAUCACAAAUUUUAUCAACACUAAUAAUUUAUCAGGUGAGUUUUUACAAACGAAAGGAGGUGAAAUCGGCGUGACGACGAAGAGAAAAAGAAGGUGCGGUUGGUUGGAUUUAGUUUUGUUAAAAUUUACCACGAUGGUCAACGGGUACACGGCGUUAUGCGUUACCAAAUUGGAUAUAUUAGACGGUUUACGAGAGAUAAAAUUAGCCGUCUCUUACAAGAUAAAUGGAAAAGAAUUGAAUCAUUUUCCAUCAAGUGCCGAAGAAUUAUCGCGAGUCGAGGUGGAAUACAUAACCGUACCUGGUUGGCAAUCUUCAACGGAAGAAAUUAAAAAAUUUGAAAAUUUACCGAUAAACGCACAAAAAUAUGUUGAAAAAAUAGAAGAAAUUGUUAACGUCAAAGAGAAAAAAAAAGUACCAAAUGCUUGUCCGUAG